This is a messenger RNA of Ipomoea nil (Japanese morning glory), 1563 nucleotides long. RefSeq names its product patatin-like protein 1. The record is from RefSeq and is a predicted model, not a curated record. The transcript has 7 exons. Bases 143 to 1435 code for a protein of 430 amino acids. Gene Ontology annotation, molecular function: monoacylglycerol lipase activity; glycerophospholipase activity. Gene Ontology annotation, biological process: lipid metabolic process. Lineage: Eukaryota; Viridiplantae; Streptophyta; Magnoliopsida; Solanales; Convolvulaceae.
UUUAGUCAAUUUUGUAAUUCUUCAUGAAAUUAUUUUAUUUUAAGACAACAAUCCCGUUUGUCUAAUCAAAUGCCUAUAAAAGCACACAAAUGCUUCUUUCCCGUAAACACCAAAACAAACCUUAAGCUUAUAAUCAUUCGAAAUGGCAUUCAACCGCAACUCUGAUGAGAACUUCAUUGCGAUUCUUAGCAUUGAUGGAGGUGGUAUUAGAGGGAUCAUUCCUGCUACUAUUCUUGCUUUCCUUGAAGCCCAACUUCAAGAAUUAGACGGUGAAAAAGUAAGAAUCUGCGACUAUUUCGACUUGAUUGCUGGAACAAGCACCGGAGGAUUGGUGACCGCCAUGUUAACAGCUCCAAAUGAAGAUAAGCGUCCUCUUUUUGCUGCAAAAGACAUUGUUCCCUUUUACAUAGAGCACGGCCCUAAGAUAUUUCCAGAACGAUACAUGACAUGCAGAGGCGGCGGUCUGUUUGGAACAAUCAGAAGAAGUUUGGCAUCUUUGAGUGGUCCCAAAUAUGACGGUAAAUACCUCCAAGAAGUUCUUGAAGAAAAGCUUGGAAACACUCGACUGCAUCAAACUUUGACUCCAGUUGUCAUCCCCACCUUCGACAUCAAUAACUUUCAACCACUUGUAUUCACCAACUACGAGGCGGAGGAUUGUCCUGAGUUGGCCGUUAAAUUGUCAGACAUAUGCAUAGGAAGUUCCGCAGCUCCAACGUAUUUUCCUGCUCAUUGUUUUCAGAACACUGAUGAUAAAGGCAACAUGUUUGAGUUCAACCUCGUCGAUGGCGGCGUCUGCGCUAACAAUCCGACUCUGGUUGCGAUCAGCACAGUGACGCAAAAAAUGGUGAGGAAAGAUCCAGAUUUCCCAAUAUGGCAAGGAACCCAUAAUCCCAGAAUUCAAAAUAUUAUUUUUCCAACCAAUAACUACCAACCACGACGACGGUUCCUAAUACUUUCAUUAGGCACAGGAUCUUCAAAAUAUUCCCAGAAAUACACUGCCGACAUGGCGGCCAAAUGGGGAAUCGUCGGAUGGUUGACUCACGCCGGCGCCAACCCUUUGAUUGAUCUUUUCUCCCACGCUAGCUCCGACAUGGUGGAUUAUCACAUCGCCACCAGUUUUCAGUCCCUCGAUUUCGGAGACAACUACCUCCGAAUUCAAGAAGAUAAGUUAGAGGGAGAUUUGGCCUCGGUUGAUGUGACGACGGAGGAGAAUUUGAAGAGAUUGCAAGAAGUUGGGGAAGAGUUGCUGAGGAAACCUGUUUCCAAAUUGGAUCUUUUGACUGGACACUAUAAGCCUGUUCCUACUCGUGGGACAAAUGAACAAGCCUUGAAAAGGUUUGCGAAAAUGCUAUCAGAGAAUAAGAAAAAUUAUUCUUCCACAUGCUCUGUCGAGUCGGAGUGUGGGGGCACUUACUCUUUAGGGCUGGUGAUUUAGUCUUUUGGGGUAAGAGAAUAAGAGAAAUCGCUAAAUGAAUGAAGUCAAAUAAGAUACGAAAUGUCAAGUAUUUAAUUCAAUUUUUUCUUAAGUGUAAUGCGUGAUCUGGAAACUAAUUAAGCUAUUCG